Erinaceus europaeus (western European hedgehog) is the source of this 1616-nucleotide messenger RNA. It is a transcript of the gene C10H9orf85, whose product is annotated as chromosome 10 C9orf85 homolog. The record is from RefSeq and is a predicted model, not a curated record. Lineage: Eukaryota; Metazoa; Chordata; Mammalia; Eulipotyphla; Erinaceidae. Bases 134 to 709 code for a protein of 191 amino acids. The transcript is spliced from 3 exons.
AGGAGGACGGCGGGGGCGGGACGCAGCUGGAGCAGCGCGGCUUCCACCAAUCACAAGGCGCCCAUCAGAAUCGGACGUUGGGAGAGGCUGAGCCAAGUCGGCAGGAGGCGGGGAUUGCGGAAAAGGCGAGCCAAUGGGAGAACAGCUUCCCCGCCCCUGCGCCUUGAUGGAUGGCCGCGGUUUGGCCAAUCGGGGAAUUCUCGCUGGGAAGACAGCGGGAGUUUUACGCUGGGCUUGGGUCUCGGAGGCCGUAGCUCUGAGGGGAAAGGGUCGGGCGUUUGCCUCGCGGAAGAACUUCGAGGGUCCCGAGGAUCCGACAGCAAAGUGCUCGGACCCUUGCAAGAAGUCACGUGGGCCUUCAGGGGGCGGUGCGCAGAGGCUGCGCGAGUUUCUUCCGGGUCAGAGGCCGGUGCGUCCGCCCGGCAGCGGCUACCUCGGGCGCCCGGUUCUCCGUCGACACGAGGGCACCGCAGUUCGCGCCAUGAGCUCCCAGAAAGGCAAUGUGGCUCGUUCCAGGCCCCAGAGGCACCAGAACACGUUUAGCUUCAAAAACGACAAGUUCGACAAGAGCGUGCAGACCAAGAAAAUUAAUGCAAAACUACAUGAUGGAGUAUGUCAGCACUGUAAAGAAGUUCUUGAAUGGCGUGUAAAAUACAGCAAAUACAAACCACUGUCUCAGCCUAAAAAAUGGGUUAUCACUGGGGUUUAGUGCCUACACCACAAAUCCACUGCUCCUAUUGGCCAUCCUCUCCAUUCUGUUGUUGUUGGGCAGGACAAAGAGAAACUGAGAGAGGGGGAGAGAAAGAUAGACACCUGCAGACCAGCUUCACCUCCUGCUAAGCGACUUCCUGUAGGUGGGGAGCUGGGGAGUCGAACCAGGAUCCUUGCACCUCAUACUAUGUGCACUUAACCUGAUGUGCUACCCUGUUUUGGAAUUUUUAUGUAAUAAAUAUGAUAUAUAGUCUUUUCUGUUUAACUUUUUGCAAAUUGAUAAAUCCAGCUACGGGAUGAUUUAUUUUCUUGAGACUAUAUUUUAAUACUGAAAGAUAAAAAGCUUCAGGAAGGGAUGGUGUGGUGGGAAGGGAGGCUGAGUGUCAAAGAGGGUAAAGUGGUGAACUCUCAAGUUCCAUCACAUGUCCCAGAGUGAUGCUCUGGUAUUCGUUCUCAUUCUCCAUCUCCCCCCUCCUCUCUCUCUCUGUUUCUCUCUAUCUCUCUCUCUCAUAAAUCAUUAACAGUAAAAGAAAGAAUAAUCUUAAUUUGGACCAUUUACAUUUUCUUGUGUUACUGUUGAGAGCAUAUUUUCUACUAUUGAUAAAGGUGUGGUUGUCCCCCUUUUUAAAUAAUCACUCUCCUAAUGUAUAGUCUUUUCUUUGUAUUCUCUAGUGUUCCCUUUCAAAAGAUUAGAUUUUUAGCAAAUCUGAUGAGCUUUUAACUCGCUGACUUAGAUUAGCAGUAGGAAAAUUUGGCACUUCUUUUGGUCAUCCAUAUUAGGUUUCUAUGAGUGUAUUAACUGUGUUUUCUCCCAUAGAAACUGAAUGCUGAUUGUGCAGCAAAGCAUGUAGUUUUAAUGUAUAUGGCUAGGAUAUGAUUUGUCCCUUUCUGAAUAUUUCAGCAGU